Molecule: messenger RNA, 4401 nt
Organism: Candoia aspera
Lineage: Eukaryota; Metazoa; Chordata; Lepidosauria; Squamata; Candoiidae
Gene: NIBAN1
Product: niban apoptosis regulator 1
Exons: 14
Coding region: 156-3143 (995 amino acids)
Source: RefSeq, a predicted model, not a curated record
GCGCCUGAGGGUGAGUAGCUGCUUGCGAGAGCGGCGCAAGGAGAGGAAGGGUCGAACACGAAAUCCUCUGUCCAGCUCCUGGCGAUACCUCCACCUACCCGCGCAUCGGUUCCUCCCUUCACCGGCCCGUCGCUGUCGCCCCGAUCGCCGGCACGAUGGGCGGAUCAGGCUCCAGUUUGCUGGACGAGAGCAAAUGCACCUACAUCCGAGGAAAGACCGAAGCAGUGAUCAAAAACUUCAGCCCACACUAUAAGCGCCAAUAUGCUGUGUCCUUUUGCAAACACAUCCAGAAUGAGCUGGAACAAAAUAGAGAUCUGCAGUCCCAAUUCUUAAAAACAAAGCCACCUGGAUUAUCCAGCAUGGUCCUUUAUGAAGGAGAAGUGUCACAUUUUGCUGAAGACUUGAAGAAAUGGAAAGACAGAUACGUAGUAAUUAAAAAUAAUUAUGCUGUGGAAAGCUUUGAAAGCAAAGAGGCAUUCCAGAAAGGAGUAAGUUCAAAAAGUUGCAUUCACCCUGUUGGAGGCAAAGUGCUAACUACAGAGGAAGAAUAUAACUCACUAUCUGAUAAAUAUUUUCCAGAACCUAAUGGUUCCAGUGAAAAGGAGAAUACCCAGGCCUUUGUUGUGCCUCCAAAGGAAUUUCUGGUCUAUCUGUGGCAGCCUUUCCUUAGACACAGUUAUUACUGUUUUCUGGAUUCAGAGGCUCAGAAGCGAUUCAGCACCAUGUUGAAUGAUUGCAUCAGGCACUUAAACCAUGAUUCUUUCAAACAGCCUUCCUUUGAAGCUCAAGCAUUUUUAGAAGCUGUCCAGUUUUUCCGUCAGGAGAAAGGCCAUUACGGGCUGUCGGAAAUGAUUACAGGAAAUGAAAUUCAGAUUCUUAGCAACCUUGUGAUGGAGGAGCUCCUACCUAGCCUGCAGAGCAUGGUGCUCCCUAAAAUGAAAGGGAAGAGGAAUGACCGAAAGCGGGCAUGGUUUGGUAUUCUAGAAGAAACAUACCACUUGGUCCAUGAUCAGGUGUCAGAUGGUUUAGGUGCUCUGAAAGAAGAAUGCAAAGAGGUCACUCUAGGACUAGAAGGAACUAUUCGCUCAAACAUGGACCAAAUUGUGACUUCGAAAGACUUUUUAGCUGGGAAAAUAAAAGGGAGCAUAGCUGAACCUAUCCAGAUCUGUUGUGGCGAAAGUAUUCAGCCCUUUUUAGCUUCUGUACUAGAGGAACUCAUGGGGCCAGUGAGCUCUGGAUUCACCGAAGUCUGUCUGCUGUUUGAAAAGGAGGUCAAUGCGAUCAGCCAAACCUUUCAAGGAACAAAUGAUGUCGCAAUACUAAAUGAGAACGUGAAUCACCUGAUGAAUCUGCCAUACAACUCUGUCAAAAUGGAGCCUUGCUAUCUAAAAGUCAACUUUCUUCAAGAGCAACUCCAGGACCUCAAGAGCCGCUUCAAAUUCCACAACAUUAACUUGGUUAUCCAGAGGACACAUAAUGUAAUGCAGGAGCUUCUGGAAAAUGCAGUAUAUACAUUUGAGCAGCUAUUGGGUUUAAAUCACUCCAGAGACAUAGCCAAAACAGCAACAGCCAUUGAAAAAGUCAAACUUCGUGUCCUUAAGCAAUAUGAUUAUGACAGCAGUACUAUCCGGAAGAGGAUAUUUCAGGAUGCCUUGGUCCAGAUCACUUUGCCCACACUGCAGCGGACACUGGCUUCAACGUGUAAACCAGUGCUUCAGGAGUAUGAGCAAUACAUCUUUGCUGAAUAUAACAGUGUGAUACAAGUUGAAAAUGUCUAUGAAGAGAUUCUGUUUCAAACAUUGCUUGAUGAAUCCCUAAAAGUGAUAAAAGAAGCUGUCCAUCUGAAGAAACAUAACCUUUAUGAGGAAAUAAACUUGCCUUCUGAAAGCGUAUCCAGUUUGAGUGAUCUAAAAACCCCUGUAGAAUCAGCACAGGCUAGCCCAGCUAGAGUGCCAGCCACCAACUUGAUGGACGAAUCAGAUGGUGGCCUUGAAAGUAAUGACGUCUUUUUAACAGAAAAACUUCCUCAAGAAGAGGAAUGUGAUGAGGCUAGGAAGACAGUGGACAAUAAAGAAGGCAUUUCAGCUGCUGAAGCUAGUAGUCCUGCUGAUACAAAAGAAGAGGGGAUAAUAACUUCAGAUCUUGGUGGCAGCGAAUUUUGUCCAAAGAUACUUACUGUUGUAAAGGGAGCCCUUCCAAUCACAAAUGAUUGUGAAAACACAAUAAAACAAAAUAAAGGAUCAGCAGAAGAGGAAGAACAUCCAGUUCCUGAUGGUGUGAAUGAAAUUAGAAAUUUGAUGACCUGGACUGUUGAACUGCAAGAAUAUGAUCAGCCUAGGAACAAAGAACAAGUUUUACAGGAAUGUGAAAUGUCAGACCCAAAGGAAGAAGCAGAAGCAAAGAGUAAAAAGGGUAACAUGAAUGCAGAGGAAUUUCAAACAUGUGAGUUGCAGAAGCCUUCCAACAUGCCUUUGCCCACUGUAAAAGCAGAUGAUACAAAUAUUGGAAGUAUCUCUUGGGAAGGAAGCACCAUAAUUCAUCAGGAUGCUUCUGAGAAGUCUGAAGAACAGAGUCUCAGUGAUGUCUCAAGGGCAGAGUUGAACACAGAGCCAAACAUAGCACAUUCAGAUGAUAAGAAUGAUAAUACCCCUGACCAGCCUGAAAUAAAGCCAUCUACUGAAAGUGGACAGUCUGACCAGAGCAAAGUAGGCCUUUCACCUCAUAAUGUUGUGUCUGCAGAACAGAAGUCACAAACAGAGCAUGGUGAAGGUGAACAACCUGAUCAGAUAAGAGAAGGAUUUUCUUCUCUCCAUUCUUUCCCAAAGGAAGACCAUUCCCAAAUGGGACAGUGUAUUAAAACAGAUUUUCAGGAAGCAGAGCUGUCCCUUCUGCAGUCUGUCCUGAGGGAAACAGAGAUAUCAUCCUUCUUGAGCUGUCCUGCUGAAACUCAAGAAUGCCUGUUGAAUACAGGAUCUUUAAACAAUGAACCACCAAAUCUGCCAGUUUCCUUAGAAAUAAAAGAAACUGAGGCUAGCAAUCUGGUGGGCAUGGACUCCAAAAAUGUCACUUUUGAUCGAGGGGAUGAUUCUGAGCAAGGAGGUGUGUCCUUGCUGGAUGCAGAUGCUACAGAUAUAAUUAAGUGAUGAAAGAUUAAAAAAUACUGAGGGCAACUGUUCUGAUUCACAGUUUGAAAAAUAGAAAAACACUAUUUUGGAAAUUUAAAGCCUGAGCCCCGAGUUAUGAUUAGUCUCCUUAAAAUUAGAUUGGAGAGAUUUAUUCAAAUUCCCAAACUAUUUGAGAGCCAUCUUUUAAUUUGAACCUGUGGCUUUCUGAAAAUCUGUACUAUUCGAAUAAUACUCUUCUGUCAGUUGCUGCUGCUUGUCAUUUACUCAUUCAGAAGUGAAUCAUCAAAGAAUCAUUGCUAAAGUGGUGAAGAGUUUUGCAACUACCAGUUAUAAAUUGACAGAACAUUUAGCCUUUCCUAUUUUUUGAAAACACAAUUCAUUGGGAAUAUUCAUUGCCACUGUUGACAAUGAGCAAUCUGUUUGUGGAUGAGAUUUCAGUGAUUGUCAGUAGAAUUUAGAAGGAAGUGCUAAAAUCAGGUGUUACGAAGAGAGAGAAAGUAUUGCAUGAUAUGUAGUAAAGAAAAAAGGAAGGCAAACCUUCAACAGAAGUAAUAAAAUUUCCUUACUGGAGUCUUAUACAACACGUUUUGAACUUUCAUAGCUAUAUCGUUGUUUUUGUACUUAAAAGCUUUGCCAGAUAUUUUGAGAAUGGAGAGAGCCGAUUCCUCUCCUCUUACCAUUGUUGCUAUAUUUAAAAAUUGCCAUAAUAAUUGGAGCAGAUUUCUCUAUCCUAUUUUUCUACACCUUCUGCAGAGCACUUUAUACUACUCUUUUCAAGGGAAUGACAAAUGUUUACAGUGACUUGUACUAUACACAAAAAUGAAACAAAAGCCAACAAGCCAACAAUUAAUAAUUGAGAGCUCAGUAUCAUGGCAGUCCAUUUUCCAAAUGUUGAAUUCUACCCCUGUAUACGUUAUGCCUAUGUAAGAUGAGUUCCAUAUUACUUAUUUGACACCAUUUAUUCUGAUUCUGCUAAUUAAGGAGACAAGAAGCCAAUGGUAGAAGGCCAUUGGCUGGAAAGCAAGAUCUGUCUUUAAUACUUCAUGUGCAAUGUAGUAGAAGAUUGCCUGCUGAUAUUUUCUCUUUUAUCCCUAUAAACAAGAGGGUUCCAGAUAUUCAGUGACUCUUUUAGAGUAGGAGAGGGCAUUUAUAACUCCAUUCCUCUGACUCACAACUUGAGAACAGCCUUCUAAGGCCUAUAUUCAACCCUUGUUCACAUGCCUAGAAUUACUUUUUCUGUCCUCAUCUCUUAGUAUUCUAUAGAAUGAAGGGAAAU